Aspergillus costaricaensis CBS 115574 is the source of this 1700-nucleotide messenger RNA. RefSeq names its product choline transporter-like family protein. NCBI's taxonomy places the organism in Eukaryota, Fungi, Ascomycota, Eurotiomycetes, Eurotiales, Aspergillaceae. The record is from RefSeq and is a predicted model, not a curated record. The coding region runs from base 1 to 1641 and encodes 546 amino acids. The transcript is spliced from 2 exons. Gene Ontology annotation, biological process: transmembrane transport. Gene Ontology annotation, cellular component: plasma membrane. Gene Ontology annotation, molecular function: transmembrane transporter activity.
AUGAGUGGCCAGGCAUCCAGCUAUUACAACGCUAAUCAGAGCUUUGGCGAUCAGCCUCAGCCUCAGCCACCGCAGCAGCAACAACAAUAUGCCUACUACAACUACAAUCAAGCUCCUCAGCCAGCACCCAACCAACACAAUGGCGGCGAUUAUCGAGGACCUGAACCGAAACCUCCUCAAGGACCCCCUCAGGGACCUCCACCAACCUACAACCAAGCCGUAUAUGGGUUUGACGAAGCUUUCCAAGUCGAGCGACCCAAAUACAAUGACAUCUGGGCGGGACUUCUAUUCAUCGCCGUGUUCCUCGGCUACGUGGCCGUGUCCGGUGUGACCAUCCAUCGCUAUGCGAAAUACAAAGGCUUCAGCGGCGGCGGCAUCUAUGAUGCAACCAACGACUUCUCCCUUAACACCAACACCCUCGUGCUCUUCAUCUUCGUCCUCUGCGUGGCUCUCGCCUUCUCGUAUGCCUACUUCCUCGGUGCGCGGUACUUCUCCAAGCUCUUCAUCUGGGUCACGGGCAUCCUGAACAUCAUCUUCGCCCUCGCCACGGGCAUCUACUACAUCGUCCGCGGUCAAUACGGUGGCGGCAUCGUCUUCCUCAUCUUCGGCGUCUUCGCUAUCGUCUGCUUCAUCAGCUGGAUCCCCCGCAUCCCCUUCACGGCCUACAUGAUGGAAGUUUCCAUAGACGUCUCCCGCCAAUACGGCCACAUGUUCCUGGUCAGCACCAUCGGCGGCCUAGUGGCCGUCGCCUUCGCCGCUUGGUUCUCUGUUACGCUCGUGUCUAUCUACGUCGCCUACGAGCCCGAUAGCACCGGCGUCAACCCAGCCUGCCCCAACGGCUCCGGCGGCUGCAGCACCGCCCGCGUCAUUGGUCUAGUCGUCUACGUCACCUUCGCCAUGUACUGGUUCAGCGAAUGGCUUAAGAACACCGUGCACACCACCAUCGCAGGCGUUUAUGGCUCCUGGUACUUCUUCGCCAACUCACCCCAGGGCAUGCCGCACGGUGCAACGCGCGGCGCCUUCCGGCGCGCCACCACCUACUCCUUCGGCAGCAUCAGUUUCGGCUCGCUCAUCCUCGCCGUGAUCCAAAUGCUCCGGCAGGCGUGCUCCAUCGCCCAGCAGCAGGAAGCCGCUCAAGGUAGUAUUAUCGGUAGCAUUGGGUUCUGGGUCCUGGGCUGUUUCAUCUCCUUGCUUGAUUGGCUCGUUACGUUCUUUAACCGCUACGCUUUCUGCCAUAUCGCCCUGUACGGGAAAGCAUAUAUCCCCUCUGCCAAGGAUACGUGGAAAAUGAUGAAGGAUCGUGGCGUGGAUGCCCUGGUUAAUGAUUGUCUGGUGGGGCCGGUGAUAACGAUGGGCUCGGUGUUCGUGUCGUAUGUGUGUGCGCUACUGGCAUAUCUGUACCUCCAGUUCACGAACCCGGGGUAUAACCAGGGUGGGGACUUCACGGCGGUCAUUAUGGCCUUUGCGUUUGUAAUUGGAUUGCAGAUCUGUCAGAUCUUUAUGACGCCGGUGAGUAGUGGCAUUGAAACGAUCUUUGCUGCUAUGGCGUGGGAUCCGCAGGUCUUGGUACAUGAUCAUUCCGAGAUGUAUUAUCGCUUGGUGCAGUUGUAUCCGAAGGUGCAGCAGGCGAUUCAUGCUUGAACAGCAGUGAGGAUUUCGUGUUCUUGACAGUAUCAACUUCCAUUCAGAUAUAAAGAGAG